UUUCUACCUUGGUGUUUGGUUUGUGUGCUUGUGGCCAUCAUGCGAUAAAUGAAGGAUGGGAGGUCCCCUGUUCCCUACAAAUUGAGUCAGCAAAAGAGAAGGGCCAACCAUUGAAGAUAAGCAAAGCCGCUAUGAAACCAAAUCAGACACGUGUCCACCUGGUAUUUCAUUCUUGAUUUUCCUAAAAAAUACAACAGUUUUCGGUUCUUGUCUUGAAAGUCUCAAAAGGGUGGUUGGAAUUUUGAGCUGUGGUGCUUUCAAAUUGACAAAGUACCAACCUUUAUCCUCAAUUUUCAACAAGGGAAAAGUUUGCUUCAAGAAAAAAAAAUAAAAAAAUUCAAUGGCGACUGCUUCUUCUUUGGGUUCAUCAACUCUGUUACAAUCCCAAAUUAGUGGAUUUGGCGGGAGUCAAAAGCUUCAAAAGAUUUCUUUCUCCAACCCCAAUUCACUCACUUUCACCAGGAGGAGAAUUCAAACUGUGGUGAACGCUUCUUCUCGGGUGGAUAAGUUCUCAAAAAGCGACAUUAUUGUUUCUCCGUCCAUCCUUUCUGCUAACUUUUCUAAAUUAGGAGAGCAGGUGAAAGCAAUUGAGCAGGCAGGCUGUGACUGGAUUCAUGUAGAUGUGAUGGACGGUCGAUUUGUUCCAAAUAUAACUAUUGGACCCCUUGUAGUUGAUUCCUUGCGCCCUAUCACAGAUCUACCAUUGGAUGUGCAUCUGAUGAUUGUCGAACCUGACCAGAGAGUACCUGACUUCAUAAAAGCAGGUGCUGAUAUUGUCAGUGUUCACUGUGAGCAAUCUUCUACGAUCCACUUGCAUCGUACAAUAAAUCAGAUUAAAAGUUUGGGAGCAAAAGCUGGGGUUGUCCUCAAUCCUGGAACCCCUUUAACCGCAAUUGAAUAUGUCCUUGAUGCUGUUGAUCUGGUGUUGAUUAUGUCUGUAAACCCUGGAUUUGGGGGACAGAGCUUCAUUGAGAGUCAGGUCAAGAAAAUCUCGGACUUGAGAAAAAUCUGCGCUGAGAGGGGAUUAAACCCUUGGAUUGAAGUUGAUGGUGGAGUUGGUCCCAAAAAUGCUUACAAGGUCAUUGAAGCUGGAGCCAAUGCCUUGGUAGCUGGUUCUGCUGUCUUUGGAGCUCCUGAUUAUGCUGAAGCUAUUAAAGGGAUCAAGACGAGCAAAAGGCCUGAAGCAGUUGCUGUAUGAGAUUUCUGUAUGACAGAGCGAUACGUAGUAGCAAAGCACAAAUAGUUGCGAGACUGCAAGCAUGGUUCACUCUGCAACCUACACGAAGAGGAUAAAUAAAAUAACCCACCUCUCGGAGGUUGUGUAAUACUCUAUAUGUUGUAUAACUUUUCUUGCAUAGGGAACAAGAUGAAUCUGUACUGAAUAUCCAAUUUUCAAGAUGACAUUUUAUAGAUGUUAAUGAGUUAGUGUCAAA
This is a messenger RNA of Solanum tuberosum (potato), 1433 nucleotides long. Lineage: Eukaryota; Viridiplantae; Streptophyta; Magnoliopsida; Solanales; Solanaceae. The record is from RefSeq and is a predicted model, not a curated record.